This is a messenger RNA of Nestor notabilis (Kea), 1157 nucleotides long. RefSeq names its product dolichyl-diphosphooligosaccharide--protein glycosyltransferase subunit (non-catalytic) (gene DDOST). Lineage: Eukaryota; Metazoa; Chordata; Aves; Psittaciformes; Psittacidae. The record is from RefSeq and is a predicted model, not a curated record. Gene Ontology annotation, cellular component: endoplasmic reticulum membrane; oligosaccharyltransferase complex.
CCAGGGGCUUCGAUCUCCCCUUCCGCACGGCGGAUGAUGCUGGCCUGUCCCUGAUAAAAUAUGGAGAGUUUCUGUACGACAACUUGGUCAUCUUCUCCCCCUCCAUAGAAGAUUUUGGUGGAAACAUCAACGUGGAGACCAUCACUGCCUUCAUUGAUGGCGGUGGCAGCGUCCUUGUUGCUGCGAGCUCGGACAUAGGUGACCCGCUGCGAGAGCUGGGCAGCGAGUGUGGGAUCGAGUUUGAUGAGGAGAGGACAGCUGUCAUCGACCAUCACAACUAUGAUAUAUCUGACCCAGGCCAGCACACACUCAUAGUUGCGGACACUGAAAACCUCCUGAAGGCACCCACCAUCGUGGGGAGAGCAGCACUGAACCCCAUCCUGUUCCGAGGAGUUGGGAUGGUGGCUGAUCCUGACAACCCGCUGGUGCUGGAUAUCCUGACCGGCUCUUCCACCUCUUACUCCUUCUUCCCAGAUAAACCCAUUACUCAGUACCCACACGCGGUGGGGAAGAACACGCUCCUGAUUGCCGGACUCCAGGCCCGGAACAACGCCCGUGUGGUUUUCAGUGGAUCCUUGGAUUUCUUUAGUGAUGCCUUCUUCAAUUCUGCUGUGCAGAAAGCUACUCCUGGCUCCAAGAGGUACUCACAGACGGGUAAUUACGAGCUGGCCAUUGCCCUGUCCCGCUGGGUGUUCAAGGAAGAGGGAGUGCUGCGCGUCGGAGCCGUGUCCCACCAUCGCGUAGGGGAGCUCACACCUCCCAGUGCCUACACCGUCACCGACCUCGUGGAGUACAGCAUUGUCAUCGAGAAGCUUUCUGAUGGCAAGUGGGUCCCCUUUGAUGGAGAUGACAUUCAGCUGGAGUUUGUCCGCAUCGAUCCCUUUGUGCGGACCUUCCUGAAGAGGAACGGUGGCAAAUACAGCGUGCGUUUCAAGCUGCCGGACGUCUACGGCGUGUUUCAGUUCAAGGUGGAUUAUAACCGCCUGGGUUACACCCACCUCUACUCCUCCACCCAGGUGUCCGUGCGUCCCCUCCAGCACACGCAGUACGAACCCUCGGCGUACCCGUACUAUGCUGGCGCCUUCUCCAUGAUGGUCGGUCUCUUCAUGUUCAGCAUCGUCUUCCUGCACAUGAAGGAGAAGGAGAAAUCUGACUGA